AUGGCUGUUGAUCCUAUGGAAAAUGAAUUCGUACAAGAUCGUGCAACUGGAAAUGAUGCACAGAUAGCAGAUGAUGUAGUUGAAGAAAUACAAGCUGAAGAACAGAAUGAUAUAAGAGCUGACACGGAAAAUAAUGCAUUUGUUGGUUUGGAUGAUAUUGAUUUAACGAGUACACAACCUGAGCCACAAAAUGAUGGUAGAAAAAGAAGCAAUUCAAGUAAGAGAAAGAGAAGUCAUGAUGAAGCUAUUGAGAUAUGUGCUGAGAAUAUGCUUAAUGCUGCGAAGCUAAUAAGCAAUACAAUGUCAGAAGUUGGUAAGAAUUUGUCCGAUGGUCUUCAAUAUGAUCGUGAUAUGGAUAUGUUUCAGAAGCUUGAACGUGCAUUAAAAGAGGUUGAUGGUUUGGCAAAUGAUGAAAUGGACCUUGUUUCGUUUAAGCUCACUGAUCAUCCUAAUAAAGUAGCUUUUUUUCUUAGUCUUGAUCCUCAUCGAAGACUACCGGCUUCUGGUAAUCCAAAAACGAGAAAGAAGAUUGGCUCUUGGUUUAACAAGUAUUGUGUGGCUGGGCUUUGGAAUUGUAAGGCCGUUCUGAUUUCCGGUGUGGUUCUCUACUUGACCUCCAUUUUUCUCUUCAAAAAUCCCAUUUUUUCAGAGCCCGGAGGAGCAUUCUUUUCGCCGGAGGCGGCGAAGUUGAGCAGAAAUAACGAAUCUCCCACCAACAUCAGCCACCUACUAUUCGGCCUUAUCGGCUCCGAGGAGGCAUGGCACUACAGGAAGGCCUACACGGAGUCAUGGUGGCGGCCCGGCGUCACCCGCGGCUUCCUUUAUCUCGACGUGCCGCCCACCGGGGAGCUCCUCCCUUGGUCGCCGUCUUCCCCGCCGUACAGAGUCUCAGACGACAUAAACCAGAUGGUGGAAGAAACGGAGCACGCGGCCCCGAUCCAGGCGCGCAUGGUGCAUGGGAUAAUGGAGGUGUUUAGGGAGAGGCACGAGGGGGUGAGGUGGGUGGUGAUGGGAGACGAUGACUCUGUGUUCUUCGUGGAGAAUAUGGUUGAUGUUCUGGCGCAAUAUGAUCACACAAAGUACUAUUACUUUGGGGGUCCAUCGGAGUUUGUGAUGUGCAACUACUGGUACUCGUUUAACCAGGCAUUCGGCGGCGCCGGUUUCAUUCUCAGUUACCCUCUGGCGGAAGCUCUCUCUAACGACAUGGAUAGCUGCUUGAGGAGAUAUGCACACAUCACAUCUGCAGAUUAUAUUACCAUGCUUUGCAUAUCUGAUCUUGGAGUUAACCUCUCCAUACUGAAGGGGAUUCAUCAGGUUGAUUUACGUGGGGACCUUUCUGGUUUUCUGUCGUCCCAUCCCAAAUUUCCACUGCUAUCCCUUCAUCAUCUCGACAAGGUAGAGCCCAUCUUUCCGGCCAUGGACAGAUUCGAAUCUACGAAGCAUUUGCUGAGAACCGCGAAUUACGACCAGACCCGCAUGUUGCAGCAGAACAUUUGCUACCGCAGACAAAGCAACUGGUCGGUGUCUGUGUCGUGGGGCUAUUCCGUUCACAUUUACGAAAAGAUUCAUCGCCGGAGUUACCUGGAAAUGCCGAUCGAAACGUUCCGGCGAUGGAGAAGCGAUCAGAAUCACCUGCCGCUUUAUAUGUUCAACACUCGGCUUCCUUCUAAGGAUCCUUGCGAAGCGCCGCAUGUUUUCUUCCUUAAAACGGUGAACAGAACCGAGGAUGAUGGGAUCGUUAUGACGUAUCUCCGGUCGUCGGAGAGAGGGUUGCCGGCGUGUUCGAUUAGUGGGAACCAUUCGGCUGGCUAUGUUUCGAGGAUUGAAGUUUACUCGCCAUCGACAAAGCGUCCUGUGAUGGACAGAUGUGAAUGUUGUGACAUUAUUCAUUCAGAUGGUGAGGAAGGUUUGAAAGUCAAAUAUAGAGAAUGUUUGUUAACUGAGGUCAUUGUUUAAUCAAU
Messenger RNA from Ipomoea nil (Japanese morning glory), 1961 nucleotides. RefSeq lists its product as uncharacterized. NCBI's taxonomy places the organism in Eukaryota, Viridiplantae, Streptophyta, Magnoliopsida, Solanales, Convolvulaceae. The record is from RefSeq and is a predicted model, not a curated record. Bases 1 to 1956 code for a protein of 651 amino acids. The transcript has 5 exons. Gene Ontology annotation, molecular function: acetylglucosaminyltransferase activity.